AUGAGUGGAAGAGCCCGAUCUCGGGCUCGAGGGAGGGCCCGUGUCCCUGAAGUAAGUGCCCAGCCUCUUGCUCCAAGGCCGGCACCUGCUCCAGUACCAGCUCCCACAAGACCUGUAACUGCAGGGGAACCUGAACUACUUGGUCGUGGUCGACAAAGAGGGCCCUCUGGAGCAGUGGGACGUAAAGAUGUCGUUGAGGUGAUAUCUGCUGGAUUUAAAGAGAUGUCAUUGGCAGAAAGAGGGGGUCGGCGGCGAGACUUCCAUGAUCUUGGAGUUAACACUAGGAAGGCAAUGGAGCAUGUCAAGGAGUCCAAAACAGGUAUUUCCGGAAGUAUGAUACGUCUGAUAACAAACUAUAUUUGCCUAAACUCACGUCCCCAGUGGGCCCUAUAUCAAUACCAUGUGGAUUAUAACCCUCAAAUGGAAUCAAGACGUCUGCGUACUGUACUAUUGUUUAUGCAUGACAAAAUUCUUGGUACAACUCGUGUUUUUGAUGGCUCCAUCUUAUUCCUGCCUAUAAAACUGGAAAAGAAAGUCACUGAGCUACUCAGCCAGACACGUGAUGGCCAGAAUGUGAAGGUAACGGUUACUUUGACCAAUGAAUUGCCUCCGACUUCUCCAACGUGCCUUCAGUUUUACAACAUUGUAUUCAGAAGACUUUUAAAGAUGAUGUCCUUGCAGCAAAUUGGUCGAAACUAUUACAAUCCUCAGGAUCCCAUUAUGAUUCCGCAGCACAGGAUCAUGGUUUGGCCAGGUUACACCACUUCAAUUCUACAGUAUGAGAACAGUGUCAUGUUAUGUGCAGAUGUCAGUCACAAGAUUCUGCGUAGCGAAACUGUACUUGAUGUAAUGUAUCAGUUGUAUGAGCAGUUUGGUGAACAACGGUUUCAGGAGGCCUGCUCCAAGGAACUAGUCGGUGUAAUAGUUCUUACCAGGUACAACAACAAAACUUACAGAAUCGAUGAUGUUGAUUGGGUUCAGAAUCCACGAAAUACCUUUAAAAAGGCAGAUGGAUCUGAAAUCAGCUACAUGGAUUACUACAAGAAGCAAUAUAGUACAGACAUCACUGAUAUGAACCAGCCAGUACUCAUUAGUCAGCCCAAACGGCAAGGACCUGGAGGUACUACAGUUGGACCCAUCUGCCUCAUUCCAGAGUUGUGCUAUCUUACAGGUAUGACUGAUAAGAUGCGUUCCGAUUUCAAUGUUAUGAGAGAUCUGUCUGUACAUACAAGACUAGCACCAGAACAGAGAGAACAACGGUUGUGGCGUUUCAUGGACUACAUCCAAAAGGAUGAUAAUGUACAGAAGGAACUCUCCGAUUGGGGUCUCCAGUUUGAUACCAAAUUACACUCGCUGUCUGGCCGAGUAGUGCCUUCAGAGAAGAUCCACCAAGGUGGAAAAAUGUUUGACUAUAAUCCUCAAGCAGCAGAGUGGUCCAGAGAAACCCGAGGUGCUUACCUGAUUAAUCCUAUUCCACUGGAGAAUUGGGUGUUGGUUUUCACCCGAAGGAAUGCUGAUGUAGCUAGGAGCCUCUUCCAAACUCUAGGCAAAGUAGUAAAUGCAAUGGGCAUUAGGAUGGAGAAGCCAUUAAUGAUUGAGGUGGAAGAUCGCAGUGAGGCGUUUUUGAAGGCAUUGCAGUCUAAUGUUACUCAGUCUACAAGAAUUGUUGUUUGUGUUCUUCCAUCUAACCGCAAAGACAAAUAUGAUACAAUCAAGAAAUACUUGUGUGUUGAAUGCCCUACCCCGAGUCAGUGUGUCGUCGCCCGCACUUUGAGCAAGCCACAGGCAUUGAUGGCUAUUGCUACAAAAAUUGCUUUACAAAUAAAUUGUAAGAUGGGUGGUGAACUGUGGAGUGUUGAGAUACCACUCAAACAGCUUAUGGUGGUUGGAAUAGAUUGUUACCAUGAUAAUGCUGCUGGGAGAAAGUCUAUAGCGGGAUUUGUAGCCAGUCUUAAUCAAUCAAUAACAAGGUGGUUUUCUCGCUGCAUCCUACAAGAGCGUGGACAAGAACUUGUAGAUGGAUUAAAAGUUUGCUUACAAGCUGCUUUAAAGACAUGGCAUGCGUACAACAAGUGUCUACCUGGUCGUAUCAUCGUGUACCGUGAUGGAGUUGGUGAUGGGCAGCUCAACACAGUGGUGAAUUAUGAAGUUCCACAGCUGCUAGAUUGUUUGAGAUAUCUCACUGACUACAAUCCGAAGCUAUCGGUGAUUGUUGUGAAGAAGCGUGUUAAUGCAAGGUUUUUUUCACAAUCUGGUGGAAGAUUACAGAACCCACCUCCUGGCACUGUCAUUGAUACAGAUGUCACAAGACCAGAAUGGUAUGACUUCUAUAUAGUCAGCCAGUCAGUGAAAGUUGGAACAGUUACACCAACGCACUAUAAUGUAGUGUAUGACAGCAGCAACUUGAAACCAGAUUACAUGCAGCGGCUAACCUACAAGCUGUGCCACAUGUAUUACAAUUGGCCGGGUGUCAUCCGUGUGCCUGCCCCCUGCCAGUAUGCUCACAAGCUAGCCUUCUUAGUGGGACAGAGUAUUCACCGAGAACCCAGUCUGGCAUUGGCAGACCGACUUUAUUACCUGUGA
Molecule: messenger RNA, 2583 nt
Organism: Carcharodon carcharias (great white shark)
Lineage: Eukaryota; Metazoa; Chordata; Chondrichthyes; Lamniformes; Lamnidae
Gene: piwil1
Product: piwi-like RNA-mediated gene silencing 1
Exons: 20
Coding region: 1-2583 (860 amino acids)
Biological process (GO): regulatory ncRNA-mediated gene silencing
Cellular component (GO): P granule
Molecular function (GO): protein binding; piRNA binding
Source: RefSeq, a predicted model, not a curated record